GGGGGGGGGGGCGGGUCCGGGUACCAAUGAUUGGCUGUCCCAUCUUUGCGGACGCAAUUUAGAAAGAAAACGUUUCAAUUUGCAAAACAAAGCGUAUGAAGUCGGUGUCGGGACGAGUCGGCAAAGUGGCAAUCGAAUGUCACGGAAGGGCAGAAUUGGACCUUCUUGUCAGAAGUGGCAUCCGCACACAAGAAAACCAAAAAAGUGCGACUUUCCAAUAUUUCCCAUUUCAUCCGUGACCUCAACCAAGGAGGAAAUUGGCAUUUUUACAAUUUUCAUUUUAUUAACCCGUUAUUUGCUAUUUUUUUUAAUGAUGAAAAAACAAAAAGCAAUUGAGGGGAAGUGAGACGGGUGUGCGAAAUUCAGGUUUGUAAAGACAAAACUGGUACCCGCAGACGGCCGCGUUGCGAGAUUUGAAUCGAGAAAGACGACUCGGCAAAUCUGGGCGAGAAAGGCCCACUCCAGAGGAAAACGGGAACAUUUGGGACGUCCAAGUCUGUUGAAAAAUGGCCGCCAAUCGUCCCGUUCGUUCAGUGUCGCAAACCCCCUCCCAACGCCUCAUCCCUCAUUUUGGAAACCGACUGUAAGCCGAUCCCGUCCUCUUUUGAGCCGGCUGGGCGGAGCCUGUCAGCGCCCCUACCGUCUCCUCCUUUUCUCAGCCAUUUGAGAGCGAAAGCGGCAUGCAGGCGGACAGCUCGGCGCGCGGCGGCGGCGGCGCCGAGGACGCGGCCGGCGUGGCUUCCCUGCUGGAGCGCGUGGCCGGCCUGCUGGACGGCGUGCAGGCCACGCAGCGCCGCAUGGACGAGCGCCAGCUGGAGCUGGAGAGCGCCGUGGGCGACAUCCGCGCCGGCGUCCUCAAGCUCGCCGCCGAGCGGGCCGGCGACGCCGACGUCCUGGAGAAGCUUCUGGAGAAGACGCGCAAGGUCAGCAGACACGUCAAGGACGUGCGCGUGCGCCUGGAGAACCAGAACCUGCGCGUCAAGAAGGUGGAGGCCACGCAGGGAGACCUCCUGGCCAAGAACAAGUUCCGAGUGGUCAUCUACCAGGGCGAGCAGGAAGUGCGGAGCGCCGCGCCGGCCGACGCCGACGACGAAGGCGAGUCCCUCAAGGCGGCGCUCCCUCCAGAUUCGGACGACGACGAGUACAUGGUGGUGGAGGAGGCCGACCCGGCGGCGGCGGCGGCGGCCGGGCGUCACAAGAAGAAGGCGGGCCUGACGCGCAUGGAGAGCCUGAAGGCCGCCUUCUCGCGGGAGAACAUGAGCCGCACCCGCGACAGCCUGGGCACCAAAGUCAACAAACUGGGCGAGCGCAUCGUCACGGCCGAGCGGCGCCAGAAGAUCCGCCAGUCGGGCGAGCGGCUCAAGGAGACCCUCGCCAAGAACGUCCUGAAGAAGGAGAGGACUGUGGCCGAGGGCCAGGAAGGAGCCGACCCCGCCGCCGCUGCCGCCGAGGGGGGGGCCGCGCCCGUGCCGCCGCCCAAGGGCCGUCGCGCCGGCGCCGCCCCGCCGGCGGAGGAGGAGGUGCCCGUCUACGACAUGAAGCGGCUGUCGUAG
Molecule: messenger RNA, 1553 nt
Organism: Syngnathoides biaculeatus (alligator pipefish)
Lineage: Eukaryota; Metazoa; Chordata; Actinopteri; Syngnathiformes; Syngnathidae
Gene: cavin4b
Product: caveolae associated protein 4b
Exons: 2
Coding region: 681-1553 (290 amino acids)
Biological process (GO): regulation of gene expression
Cellular component (GO): caveola; cytoplasm
Source: RefSeq, a predicted model, not a curated record